UCAAAAAGUCCACGUAAAGUACUUUGACAACUCUUCAUGACCACGCAAUAACCGCUUUUUAACAUAAACUACCAGAGGAUUGUUGGCACUACGCAUUUCGAACCGCAUGCCCAAUUGCUAUCUCGACCUCCUCAACUCCAAGACCUGGACGGCCUGAGCAAGACGCAUCCGCCAACAUGACGUCUAUGCAUCUCAAUCAGUUGCGGAAAUGGGUGUACUCCUCUCCGCCAGUUGAAUGGGGAAUGAACCAGCUGCGCGAGCUGCUCAUAGGCGCCGUAAGCCAGGGACCAGUUCCCCAGCACAUCGCAUUCGUUAUGGAUGGGAACCGUCGGUUUGCGCGGAGCCACAAGAUCGAGACUGCGGAAGGACACAACCUGGGCUUCGAGUCUUUAGCUAAGAUCCUCGAAGUUUGCUACAAGCUAGGCGUCAAAGUUAUUACAGUCUACGCAUUCAGCAUCGAGAACUUUAAAAGGUCGAAAUACGAGGUCGAUGCGCUGAUGGACUUGUUCAAAGUCAAGCUGGCGCAAAUAUCACAGCAUGGGGAGCUACUGGAUCAAUACGGAGCAAGCAUCAGGAUAUUGGGGCAGCGCGACCUGAUCAGGCCCGAUAUACUCGAGGCCUGCAACAAUGCAGUCGAAGUUACACGAGGGAAUGGAGAUGCCAUACUUAAUAUCUGCUUCCCAUACACCUCCCGCGAUGAGAUCACAACCGCGAUCCGUUCCACGGUUGACGAGCUAUCCACACCUCUCCCCACCCCAAAGCGUCCGUUUUCCGAAAGGCGUAUUGCCCAGAAACUUCGGUCCCGAAACCUCACAUCCACCUCCUCCUCGCCGCCCCGCCAGGAAUCUCCCACGAGGGUUGAGGUCCCUUCAGCUGGAAACGAGCUCGAUGACUCCAUUUCCUCAAGCGCGACGCUCCACCCUGACUCUGUGUCGAGUUCAGAUCUCCCGAACCCAGAGGAGCCCACGUAUCCGGACCCAGAGAGCAUCACCGCUGCGACGGUCGAGGCGCAUCUGUUUACUGCCGGAAACCCGCCCCUGGAUCUCCUGAUCAGGACAAGCGGCGUGAACCGCCUUAGUGAUUUCAUGCUCUGGCAAUGUCACGAAGACACGCAGCUUAGAUUUUUAGACUGCUACUGGCCGGAGUUCAGCCUGAGACACUUCUUGCCUGUUCUUAUUGAAUGGCAGUGGCAGAGGAAGUAUGGUGACGACAAGGAGGGGGGAGCUGUUAAAACGAGACCGAAGUCAGCAAAGAUGUAUUGAGAAGAUGAUACCGGUACUACCCCACACAGUUCUGGAUUUCAUAGCAAGUUUGGCGCCCGGAGCGUGUUUACUCGACACUGUUGGUAACGAAAUAUAUUGCAAGUUACAUUAUGUAUAGAUACAUUAUGUAUAGAUGUCGAAAAUAAUGGGAGCAGAGUUAGAUUGUAAAAACCAACUUCAUAAAUAAUACUGUUUCCAAC
Molecule: messenger RNA, 1462 nt
Organism: Pseudogymnoascus verrucosus
Lineage: Eukaryota; Fungi; Ascomycota; Leotiomycetes; Thelebolales; Thelebolaceae
Gene: RER2
Product: cis-prenyltransferase
Exons: 3
Coding region: 177-1262 (361 amino acids)
Cellular component (GO): lipid droplet; endoplasmic reticulum; membrane
Molecular function (GO): ditrans,polycis-polyprenyl diphosphate synthase [(2E,6E)-farnesyl diphosphate specific] activity
Source: RefSeq, a predicted model, not a curated record